AUGAAUUCAGAUCUUCUCUCUUCCCCGCUACAUGCUCAAUCCUCAUUGCCUCCAAGCAGCGCACCCCUUCCUUCUCUAACGCCCACCAGACGAUCCACACCGAGACGGGCGCCCGACGUCUUGGCUUUUGACAACGAUGAAGCUCAAGAAGCUAGAGAAGAUGACGCACAUCCGGGUAGAAGGAGGCGCAAACAAAGGAUGCAACAAAUCAAUCGCGACGUACCUAUCGUCAAGGAUGCGGUCGGGGAGAGUGUCGCAGAGGCUUUCGAGACGUUCUUGAAAACCUUCACUGAAGAGGUGACUCUCGCCGGGACACCAGGCUCUGAAGGCGAUCUUCCCGGCACAGCUGAUGGCGAGCUCAUAUACAUCGAGCAAAUCCACACUAUGCGCGAAUACGAGUUGACUACACUCUACGUCGACUAUAGCCACCUUCUCCAGAAGGAUGACGUCCUUGCGGAUGCUAUUCAAAUGCAAUACUACCGUUUCCUGCCAUACCUCCGUCGCGCGCUCCAAAACCUUGUAGCAGAAUAUGAGCCGGAGUACUUGAAGAUCAACCCGACGGCUGCGGCCACUGAUUCAGUCAAUCUCCAAUCUCGGGAAUUUAACAUUGCUUUCUAUCACCUUCCGCUCGUGUCUGCGAUUAGGGACCUCCGGACGGACAAAAUCGGGACGUUGAUGAGCAUUAGCGGUACGGUGACUAGAACGAGUGAAGUCCGGCCUGAAUUGCUCUUCGGUAGCUUCAUUUGCGAGGUCUGUGGAGGUCUCGUAAACGAGAUCGAACAGCAGUUCAAAUACACAGAGCCCAGUCUCUGUCCAAACCCGACGUGCAACAAUCGCAGCGCUUGGCAGCUCCAAAUCGACACAUCGAAAUUCACGGACUGGCAAAAAGUUCGCAUCCAAGAAAACCCGUCGGAGAUUCCAACAGGUUCCAUGCCUCGCUCACUUGACGUCAUCCUUCGUUCCGAGCUUGUCGAACGCGCGAAAGCUGGAGAUAAAUGCGUCUUUACGGGUACAUUUAUUGUGGUCCCUGACGUCAACCAAUUGGGGCUAGUAGGAGGGAACAAAGCAGAACUUGUGCGGGAGGCGAACAAGGGUAUGAACGGUGCUGCGAAUGCUGUGGGUGGCAGUGGGGUCACUGGGUUGAAGAGUUUGGGGGUCAGAGAUUUGCAAUAUAAGACCGCAUUCUUGGCCUGCAUGGUUCAUGACGCUGAUGGACGAGGCUCGACAAAUAUCCGAGGUGAAGGCGACGAAGCCGAAGAUGAUGGGCAGGCAUUUGCGCGCUCCUUGACGGAACCCGAGUUCGAGGAACUCAGGCGUAUGAUAGAGUCAGAUCAUAUAUACUCCCGGCUAGUGGAGAGUAUAGCACCGACGGUCUACGGGCACGAGAUCGUGAAGAAGGGCUUGCUUCUUCAGCUCAUGGGAGGUGUUCAUAAACAGACACCAGAAGGCAUGCACCUUCGAGGCGAUAUCAAUAUCUGUAUAGUCGGCGAUCCCUCUACCUCGAAGUCUCAAUUCUUGAAGUACAUCUGUUCUUUCCUCCCUCGAGCAGUGUAUACUUCGGGCAAAGCCUCGUCAGCGGCUGGUCUCACAGCGGCUGUAGUCAAGGACGAAGAGACUGGCGAUUUUACCAUCGAGGCCGGGGCUCUGAUGCUCGCAGACAACGGCAUCUGCGCGAUCGACGAGUUCGACAAAAUGGACAUCUCGGACCAAGUGGCCAUCCACGAGGCCAUGGAACAGCAGACAAUCUCGAUUGCUAAGGCUGGGAUCCACGCUACACUCAAUGCGCGAACAUCCAUUCUCGCAGCCGCAAAUCCUAUCGGGGGCAGAUAUGACAGGAAAAAGACUCUAAGGUCAAAUGUCGCGAUGACAGCUCCGAUCAUGAGUCGUUUCGACUUGUUCUUUGUCGUGCUUGACGAAUGCGACGAGAAGACAGAUUUGAAUAUCGCGAAGCAUAUCGUUAACGUCCACCGAUUCCAGGACGAAGCUAUCAAUCCGGAGUUCAGCACAGAGGCACUCCAGAGGUACAUCCGCUACGCCAGAACGUUCAACCCUAAGCUCACGCCUGAAGCCGCAGACGUCCUGGUGGAGAAGUAUCGAAUUCUCCGUCAAGACGACGCGUCGGGGGCAGGCAGGAACUCGUAUCGCAUUACGGUCCGUCAAUUAGAGAGCAUGAUCCGACUGAGUGAGGCCAUCGCUCGGGCCAACUGCACUUCAGAGAUUACCCCCGUCUUUGUCCGCGAGGCUUACAGCCUCCUCAAACAGUCCAUCAUCCACGUUGAACAGGAUGAUAUCGACUUCGAUGAAGAAGAACUGCAAGGCGAGCGUGAAGGUGCUGCGCAACCACACGCCGACGAGGACAGUCAGGACGUCGAAAUGUCGGCCGUCGAAACCACAGACCCCUCGGAAGAAUAUGUAUCGACCGCUAUCAACGAGAGUAGUACUACUGACUCUGAGAAUCUGGGCGGCGGCUCCAUCCCACAUUCACAGAGCAUGGCCGAUGACGAGAUGCCCAAAAUGCCGUUGGUACCCAAGCGAAGAAUGGUGAUCACGCAUGACAAAUACAUCAAUCUCCAAACUCUUCUCGUGCUCCAUCUCAGUGAAGUGGAGCGGGAAACUGGGAAGGGUGUGGAUCGGGACGAGUUGAUUGACUGGUACCUGGAACAACAGGAAGAUAACAUCCGCGACAUCGAGGAGCUCGAGUACGAGAAAGAGCUGAUCACGAAGGUCCUGAAGAAGCUUGUGAAGGACAACUAUUUGAUUCAAAUCAUGGGUGAUGUGCAAAAUUCGCUGCCGUCUUUGGAAGAGAGUGGUGAGCAGGAAGGUGAUGUCCGUGUGUACUAUAUGGUUCACCCGUCUGUGGAUACGGAGGGGUCUUCUUUGUCCACAUCCUGA
Molecule: messenger RNA, 2892 nt
Organism: Heterobasidion irregulare TC 32-1
Lineage: Eukaryota; Fungi; Basidiomycota; Agaricomycetes; Russulales; Bondarzewiaceae
Exons: 8
Coding region: 1-2892 (963 amino acids)
Biological process (GO): DNA replication initiation; double-strand break repair via break-induced replication; mitotic DNA replication
Cellular component (GO): nucleus; MCM complex
Molecular function (GO): ATP binding; single-stranded DNA binding; single-stranded 3'-5' DNA helicase activity
Source: RefSeq, a predicted model, not a curated record